Messenger RNA from Dacryopinax primogenitus, 504 nucleotides. RefSeq lists its product as uncharacterized. The record is from RefSeq and is a predicted model, not a curated record. The coding region runs from base 1 to 504 and encodes 167 amino acids. NCBI's taxonomy places the organism in Eukaryota, Fungi, Basidiomycota, Dacrymycetes, Dacrymycetales, Dacrymycetaceae. The transcript has a single exon.
AUGGCACAGGCGACACGAUUACGAAGCUUCACGUUUCGAACAAUUCCGAGCGAGCGGGAUACACUUGAACUCAACUACCUUCAUCUUGCAAGACUGGCUGAAGCAGCGUCCAACCUUCAGUCAAUCACUGUGGUCAACCUCUCCAUGAAAAGUCAACUCCCAGACGACGCACAGUUCCCUGAGAUGGGGCAACUCAAAUCCUUGAUACUUCACGACGUAGAUUUCGGCGAUGCGGUACUGAAAACAAUCCUACGAAGUACCCCGAAACUCGAGGAGCUGCAGGUCGGGUUCAUCCUGUUCGGCAGUUAUACCGAUACUGGUUUCGCCGAAGCACUAUCCUACGUUUCUAAUACACUAGUCUCACUCAGGAUACAACGGGUCGGGCGAAGGUCCCACGUGGAAGGCUACGAACUAGAAACAUUAUUGCCCAAAUUCACGAGGCUCCGGUCUUUUACCUAUUUGCAGAAGCAAUGGGACAGCCCAAUGUUCUAUGGACCGAGCUAA